AUGAAGAUCCCCCUCUCAGUAAUCCUGCCGGGUGAGACAUCCGAGGCGUGCUGCACGUGCGCCACGGUGCUCUCGGAAGUCCCCAGAUACUCGCCCCAGACGGAGAAGCCGUACCCGGCUGAUAGGAGGCUGGGCUGUUGCCCGAGGGUGAUUUGUGGGCGGUGUAUCCACGAAAACGCCCGCUUCGCCACGUACUGCCCCUAUUGCCAGGUCGCCAGCGAGGCGUCCUCCAACCCCCUCCCACAAGGCCUCCGCGAGCCACCCUCAUACGACACCGCCACAUCCCAGACGAGCACCACCACCACCACCAACCCGAGGACGACAGACACGCCGGGCGGCAGCGCCGACGACGCGCCGCCGCCGCCGUACAAGCCCUCCCCACACCCACACCACCAAGACGCAGAAAAGCCCAAGUCCUCCGACACCCCCCCGCCCCCAGACACCCUCCACUUCAUCCACCCAACAGAAGACAGCAUCCCCUCCCUCUCGCUGCGCUACGGCGUCCCCGCGCCGGUGCUGCGGCGCCACAACAACCUCACCUCAGACCACCUCCUCUCGGCGCGGCGCACCCUGCUGGUCCCGGGGUCGCACUACCCGUCGGGCGUGUCGCUGUCGCCGCGGCCCGUGGGCGGCGAGGCCGAGGAGGCGCGCAAGGCGCGCAUCCGGCGGUGGAUGGUCGCGUGCAAGUGCGCGUCCUACGACGUCGCCGAGCUGUACCUCGCGCAGGCGGGCGGCGACCUCGGCGCGGCCGUCGAGCGGUACCUCGCCGAUGAGGAGUGGGAGAGGGCGAACCCGCUCGAGUCGGGGCCGAGGGCCAAGGGCAAGGGCAAGGGGAGGGCGGGGCCGAGCUUUGGCGGUGGGGGCACCUGGGCUGCGCAGGCUGCGUUUCUGAAGCGGCAGGGGCAGUCGUGA
Molecule: messenger RNA, 912 nt
Organism: Diaporthe batatas
Lineage: Eukaryota; Fungi; Ascomycota; Sordariomycetes; Diaporthales; Diaporthaceae
Exons: 2
Coding region: 1-912 (303 amino acids)
Source: RefSeq, a predicted model, not a curated record